AUUGGGGUUCUAAAUGCUGGGGCAUAAAGCGUGGGCGGGUGUGUGCCGCAUCAAUUGCCACGAAACGCGACACAUUUGUACAGAAUUCCGAAUUGCUUUAAUUCGGCGAUGACUGCCGAGCAAACAGCACGGAAAACCUCCCCACAAAAGUCCAAACUUUGUUCUAAUUGAGUGUCAAGUUUAGAGAUGAUGAAAAUGAAACUAUGGCUGCUGCCUUUGCUGCACUGCCUGCUGCUCAUCGCACCCCUCAGAGCCAGCUGCCCCAUCUAUCUGACCAUCUCGCUGUCGGGCAAGGCCUUGCAUGACUCUUGCCUGGAGGUUAACUGGGGUCCCGACUGCGCCGGCCCGCCCGAAUGGAUUGGCAUCUAUGGCCAGGAUCCAACCAUAUCCAACUUCCAGCCGGAACUGCGCAUCAAUGGCCUUAACAAUCGAACGGGCAAACUGUCGACGCCCAUAAAGCUGGGCAAGCUGCUGUUUCCCGGUGGCUGGAAUCGUCUGGAUGGCAAUGAGUCGCCGGCCACACGGUAUCCCAGGGGCAAGUGCCUGCCACACUACGUGGCCAGCUACAAUGGCACGGAGCUGCUCACCGUCGAGUGCCUGAAGAUCCAGCCCAAUUGGAUGGCCCAAAUCAAGGACGGGGAACAGAUGCCCCUGAAGAGUCUCUUCCUGCCGGGCACCCAUGCCUCGGGCGCCUUCCUUGCCAGCUACAGCAAGACCAAGUCGCUGCUCGUCAAGGACUAUCUGGUGGCGCAGCAUUUCGAUGUGUGGUCGCAGCUUGUCUUCGGCAUAAGAUAUUUGGACUUUAGUGUGGGCUACAAGUACAUGGACAGUGACAACGAUGCCGACAAUUUCUGGAUAGCCAAUGAGAAUAUGUUCAUCAUACCCCUGGCCGGUGUGCUGCGCGACGUGCGUCACUUUGUGGAACGCUCUGGGGAGCUGGUCAUACUCGACUUUAGCUCCUUUCCCAUUGGCUUCUACAAGCAUCCGGAGAUCUACAGCUCGCUGUUUCACCUGUUGCGCCAGGAGCUGGGCGAGGUGGCCUAUCAGCGGAAUGUGACGCUGGAUGAGCAUUGCGCCAAUCGCAACUUUCGGCAGCUCCUGGCGCUGGGCAUACACGUGGUGCUGUUGUUUCCCACCCAAGAGCUGCCCUACCCGGAGAAUGAAUCGGGGCUGCUCUGCUCGCCGUGGCAGCGCUUCAGCACCAGCUACAUGAACAUCUCCCAGACGCUGGAUUAUAUGCGUUUGCUGUUCAGCAGGAAGCCUGGUGGACCUGUGCAGGAUGAUGGCUGGAUAUUCACCGCUGUGAAGAGCAUGGAGCAGACCCUCAACACGCACAAGCUGCAGACGGCCAAGCAGCGGGCGGCAGUGAUCAAUCCCAAGGUGAAUCAGUGGCUGAAGGGUCCGUGGGGCAUGAACGCCAAUGUCGUGUCCAUGGAUUACUUCAGCAACACGAAUAUCGUCGAUUUGGCAAUAGAAGUGAACGCGCACAAGGCCUUUUUGCUGGCCAACAAGGACAAGUUCAUUAAUUUGGAAAUUUUGCGUUAAAAACGCGGAAAACGUGGCAAUCGUAAAUAUAUCGUAUAUCGUAU
This is a messenger RNA of Drosophila guanche, 1589 nucleotides long. RefSeq lists its product as uncharacterized. NCBI's taxonomy places the organism in Eukaryota, Metazoa, Arthropoda, Insecta, Diptera, Drosophilidae. Gene Ontology annotation, molecular function: phosphoric diester hydrolase activity. The transcript has 4 exons. Gene Ontology annotation, biological process: lipid metabolic process. The coding region runs from base 187 to 1545 and encodes 452 amino acids. The record is from RefSeq and is a predicted model, not a curated record.